AUGGAUAUCACGUUCGUUGCUGAUUGCGGAUCGCACACGGUGAAGCACGCAUGCUUCUCAAAGACAGACAAGACCCUGGGGUUUGAUCCUGGCGUGAGCGAGGUGCCCAGCACGGCGUACUUGGAUGAUGCCCUGGACGUGGUGCUGUUUGGACGACAGCUUGCAGAGUUACUUUCAGAUUCCUGCCCCGUGGACUCUGGCUUAACACUUUCGUUACUUUUGGACGUGUUGCUUCCGCAGUGGAAGAGGGAACUCAUUUUAAAAUGCUGUUUUGAGUAUCUAGAUGCCAAACGUGUGUUUCUGGGCUACGCAGCGGCAACAGCUCUUUUUUCUGUGGGGAAAACAACUGGAAUAGGCAUGGACGUUGGGUACCGCGGGGUUCGUUUUGUGCCUGUUGUGAAUGGCAUUGUCCAGACCUCUCUCUGUGCCGAGGUGCAGUCGGUGGGUGCUCGAGGCGCAGACUGUGUGUUGAAUCGUCAUCUCCCAGAAGCGGAGGAGCCAAUUCUUCGCGCGUUGAAGUCUUCCGCGUGCUGGGUUGGUGAGGAGCCCGUCGCGCUGCCCUCACGCUUGACGCUUCCCGACGGCAACACUCUGCCGUUCCCAAUUAGUUUUGCUGCGUGCCGGGAGGCCGGCGAGGCGUUGCUCUUUCACCAACCACACAUUAGUGCUCCUGUUGCCGUGCACUAUGCGUAUCAGAAGAGUUUAAUGGAUUUUCCCUUCUUAAACGAGUGGGUGCUUUUUGGCGGCGCGUCCGCUGUGAAGGGGGUGCGAGAGGUUUUUCGUGGUGCGCUGAGUCAUGCCGUGGCGCCUUUGCAGGUGCCCCCGCAUCAUUUGCAGGCAAAAGUGCCCAUGCAUGCACCGCUCUCAGGUUGUGUUAUUCUCUCUCAGUUGAGCAGUUUUAAGGGCAUGUGUGUUCAUGCGGCAGAGUACGAGGAAGAAGGACCACACCGUUGCAUUCACCUUAAGGCUGUCGAUGGAAGGUGA
Trypanosoma cruzi is the source of this 984-nucleotide messenger RNA. Its product is annotated as actin-like protein, putative. The record is from RefSeq and is a predicted model, not a curated record. NCBI's taxonomy places the organism in Eukaryota, Euglenozoa, Kinetoplastea, Trypanosomatida, Trypanosomatidae. The transcript has a single exon. The coding region runs from base 1 to 984 and encodes 327 amino acids.